Setaria italica (foxtail millet) is the source of this 986-nucleotide messenger RNA. Its product is annotated as probable calcium-binding protein CML27. The transcript has 2 exons. The record is from RefSeq and is a predicted model, not a curated record. Bases 85 to 654 code for a protein of 189 amino acids. NCBI's taxonomy places the organism in Eukaryota, Viridiplantae, Streptophyta, Magnoliopsida, Poales, Poaceae. Gene Ontology annotation, molecular function: calcium ion binding.
GAGAAAAAUCCACCCCUCGCAUUUGCAACGCCCACAAACCGCCGAAGAAAGGAAGAGAAAGGGGCGCCGCGAGUCCACGCGACGAUGGAGAACGCCGCUCCUCCUCCCGCCGCCGCGAAGCCGUCGCUGUCCAAGAAGCCCUCGCCGUCGUUCCGCCUCCGGAACGGCAGCCUCAACGCACUGCGCCUGCGCCGCGUGUUCGACCUCUUCGACCGCAACGGCGACGGCGAGAUCACCCUCGACGAGAUGGCCUCGGCGCUCGACGCGCUCGGCCUCGGCGCCGACCGCUCCGGCCUGGAGGCCGCCGUCGGGGGCUACAUCCCGGCCGGCGCCGCGGGGCUCCGCUUCGACGACUUCGAGUCCCUCCACCGCGCGCUCGGGGACGCGCUGUUCGGCCCCAUCCCGGAGGAGGUGCCCGAGGAGGACGACGAGGGGGACAUGAAGGAGGCCUUCCGCGUGUUCGACGAGAACGGCGACGGCUACAUCUCCGCCGCCGAGCUCCAGGCCGUGCUCAAGAAGCUCGGCCUGCCAGAGGCGCGGAACCUGGCCACGGUGCAGGAGAUGAUCUGCAACGUCGACGCCGACCGCGACGGCCGCGUCGACUUCAGCGAGUUCAAGAACAUGAUGCAGGGGAUCACCGUGUGGGGCGCCUAGCUGCAGCACUCCUGCGUCGUGUUGCCAUGUAUGUUCUGGAGCAUCUAAAGACUGGAGGAGCAACCACAAGAUCAGUAACUUGUGCCAAGUUUUCAAGUACUAUGGGUUGUGUUAGUUUGGUAGCUUGGGAAUUAAUCAUGUGUGUAUCGUCAGAAUGCAGUUGAUGACUCGUUAUUUCAGUGUGUUCUAAGUUCUAACUGUUGUGGUUAUCUCCCCCAAUGAUGUAGGUACUGCACUUCUGUCGUGCGUCCAAUGCUCUAAUAAGCUUUCUGAACAUUAGACAUCCAGUUUAUCUAUCAACUGAAUUAUUAUGAACAUGCUGAUUUCUGCUA